This is a messenger RNA of Malus domestica (apple), 357 nucleotides long. RefSeq lists its product as uncharacterized. The record is from RefSeq and is a predicted model, not a curated record. Lineage: Eukaryota; Viridiplantae; Streptophyta; Magnoliopsida; Rosales; Rosaceae.
AUGGCUCGCAAGCUUCUUUCGGCACUCUCCCUACCGACCACAUUUCAAGCCGGUCUGGCAGCGAUGACCCUCGCAUUUUGUGCCGUGGCGUUGCUCAUGUGUGCUUCUCAUUCGCGUAGAUGGCGCCGCCAGUGGAAUGCUUGCACAGACUUCUUUGACGAUGGUCCUGUUGUCCAACAUGUUCAGCCUGGAAACUAUGAUGCAAGUAGUGAUGAGCAGGAAGAAGACUCGGUCUGGCAGAAGAACAUACUCAUGGGUGGAAAGUGCCAGCUACCAGAUUUUUCGGGUGUCAUAAUCUACGACGCUGAGGGCAACAUCGUCAAGCCUGACAAGACUCCUCGUUUAACCUGGAAGUAA